CGGUGCGGUUACACCGGAAUCAUCCUUGGUUGAAUCUGGCCAUCAAAGAGUAAUCAGCGGUGCAAAAAAAGAAAAGAAAAUGCUUAUGAUGCCACGCGCAGAACACGCGUCGUUUGAAUGAAGUCUCGCAGGGAGAUAUCGUCGCCGUAGCCCGCGGGGGUAACAGAGCUUCGGCAUGGGGCGCAGGACACCCGCCUACGGGCCUAUGGAAGCUGUGGAUGUUUACCGCACGGACCUCGCUGCUGCUCGCUGCUGCUGCUGCUGCUGCUAAACACCCCUGCACUCGGAUCGCAUCUUCUGGAGGGGGGCGGGAGGGAGGUGUUCAGUAGUGAUGGGGGUGCUGGUGGUCAUUCACUCGGCGCAGGAACACGGACUUUAAGCGGACGGUGCAAUAACACGUGGUGCGAGAGAAAGUGGUGUUUUUGUUGGACCGUGGUAGGCGACACACACGCCGGACGCGGACCGCCUCUGAUGAGGACGAGCCCCGGUGUAGGAGGGUCGUCCCCGUGAUGAGGAUGUAAGCACUGAUCACAGACGUGGAGGGGGGUCUGUCGCCACACACAGGUGCAUGACUUGGAAAGGAAAGCUGCGUUGGCACCAAAACACAAAAACCCCCGCACCUCUAGCAGCAACAACGCCACCACGAUGGGCUUGCUCGUCGGGUCCGACCUUUUCCUCGGCGAUCGCUCGUUAAAACCACUGUUUCCUCCAGGCACGACGAGUGAGAAACAUGUUGGCAGACGCUACGACGAGUCUGCCACGUAAGGGACGGUAAUGCGCCACGGUGGUGACUGAUUGGUUGCGUAAUGGUUUAUUUUGUGUUGGUUUAUUUUCUGUUCUCCGGUUGGAUUCUAAUGAGGCUCGGCGGUGUGGUGGCGAGGCCACACGGAUCUGAUGGGUCUGACGCUUCGUCUCCCCUGACCCCACCGCACGGAUACCCCCGGGACCACCUGCGCAUGUUCCAAGUGUUUUCUUUAUUCCCACGACGUGGUUGCCACUCAUGGGUACAGAGUUCUGCAUCCUUUUUAAUUGAAUUAACUGCUGUUAUGUGGGAGAUCUAAGUUUUGGUUUUUGUAAAAUGACCACCUAAUUUCACUUAAUAGAGGGCACAUUGAUCACCUCCAUCUCCUAAAUCCUUAAUUUACGCAAAAAUGUAAAUUGAACUUGGAGAAACCCAUCCAUCCAUUAGUGUAUCUUCUAAACCCGACAGGGCCAGCUCAGUGGGAAAACAACACACAAUCAGGGUUGCUUUAAGUACACUCGUUCAGUUAAGUUAUAUAUAUAUUUUAAACUCCUAUCAGACUCCCCCCCCCCCCCCCGGGUUUUUUUUGGGGGUUUUGUUGUUGUCGCGGGACCCUUCCAUCAUGUCCAGAUCCAAUAGUGUCAGCCCACCCGCGGUCGCCGCGCCUGGGAUGAGGGGAGGGACCGAACACAGAUCAGCUUGGGGCGAAUCGGAGGCUGUUGCCAACGGAUGCCCAUACUCGGCCAGAUCUCCGCGCAAAAAGCUCUCCCGGUCGAACAGCCGAUGGAGGGAAGAGGAUGAUGCGCAGCGACAGCCCGGGCGAGCCUCGACCACAGUCAGCCGGGUCAGCUUCAGGUCCAGGGCAGCCUGGCAGGAACAUGGGGAGGAGAGUAGUCGAAACAACAACCACCGCUCGUCCCAGAAGCGCGCGGAUGCCGGGGAGUUGAGAAGUGCCAAGUCGGUGGAAGUGGGUUUGGAGAACCGACGGCCGAGGCUGAAGACCACGGAGGAGGAGGCGGAGGAGGAGGAGGCGGUCAUGCCUGAAGUUCACUUCUCCUUGGUGGCGUGCUGUAGCGGCGUGAUGCAGAUUUUCAAAUCCAAGAAGUUCCAGUCGGAGAAGUUGGAGAGGCUCUACCAGCGCUACUUCUUCCGACUCAACCAGAGCAGCCUGACCAUGCUCAUGGCCGUACUUGCGCUGGUGUUCGCCGUCAUGCUAGGCUUCCACUGCGCCGCGGCCGGCGGCACGAACCCCACGUACGCAGCAGUGUUCUCCGUGGCCAUCGUGCUCAUCUUGGUGCUGGUGGUGGUUUGCAACCGGAACGGCUUCCAUCAGGACCACAUGUGGUUGGUGUGCUACGGGGUGAUCGCGCUGGUGCUGGUGGUGCAGGUGAUGGGGGUGCUGCUGAUGCAGCCCCGCAGUGUCUGCGAGGGCGUGUGUGACGUGUCAGCACCCACAUCACCUGCACACCUGCACCCGCGCGAUCACCCCGUAGCACACCAACCACAUGUGGUCCUGCUGGACGCCGUCCACGUGGCUGCUUCGUGGGCGCUGAGCGGCGUGGACAGCCUUCUUUGGAGACAGCUGGUGUCCAACGUGCUGAUCUUCUCCUGCACCAACAUCGUGGGUGUGUGCACGCACUACCCGGCCGAGGGCUCCCAGAGGCAGGCCUUCCAGGAGACCCGCGAGUGCAUCCAGGCCCGACUCCACUCCCAGAGGGAGAACCAGCAGCAGGAGCGUCUCCUGCUCUCCGUGCUUCCCCGCCACGUUGCCAUGGAGAUGAAGGCUGACAUUAACGCCAAGCAGGAGGACAUGAUGUUUCACAAGAUCUACAUCCAGAAGCACGACAACGUCAGGUACAGCCGCGCUCCCCUCCACGCCGAUACCGCCGGGCGGGUACCACUGUGUGCACUUCAGUUGAACUCUCCCGUUGUACUGCAAAGUGUGCGGUUCUCCUCAGACACUUCCUCAUCGUCAACCCUAUUACCAUCAAGGUCAACCUCUUCUUGCACGCCUCCUGAUACAUCUACACGUGUAAACACAUGAGACGGCCCCAGCAGGGGGUAAGCGAGUGAACCGUGGUUAAGGUCAGCCCCAUAGCUGCCAAUCACCCCCCCCCCUGAUCCUGGGCAUGUGCCUUAGUCCCUCUCAGAAUUCCCGGAAUGCGUUGGAUAGGAAUGCACCUGAAGGGCUAAUUGGAUUCCAACUAGGACCAGUGCCCAAAGCCUACAGAGAGAACAGUUAGCUUCAUAUUCUGUAGCCCGUCCCGAAAAAGAAAAGAAACCAAAAUACUGUAUUGUUUGGUUACGUGGCAAAACACACGGUUUGCCGUGAUUGCAGCCGUGCCGUUUCCCUUUCGCUCACUUCAAAGAGGACUCGGGUCUAUUUUAGGAGGUGAAAUUUCAAAACAUUAUUAUUUCAUUGUCCUUCCGGACAGGCCCUGUUGCAGGGAGGGAGGUUUGUGGCUGUUUACGUUUGAUGUCUUUCCGUUCCGAGCCUGGAUUAUCUCGAUGGGCUUUCUAACGUGCCCGGUCAGCGGUGAUAUCACAGCCUCUUCUCAUGCAGUCGGUGACGACCUUGAGCGUGUUCAGGUCGCCGGCGCGGGGACGAGAGCUGUGCACUCACAGUGCAACACACGAGCAGUGUAAAUUAGAGAUGUUGUGGAAGCCCAACUACCAUGCUUAGUUUUUUUUAAAUAUUAAAUUAGUUA
Messenger RNA from Gadus macrocephalus (Pacific cod), 3450 nucleotides. RefSeq names its product adenylate cyclase type 5-like. Gene Ontology annotation, biological process: cAMP biosynthetic process; adenylate cyclase-activating G protein-coupled receptor signaling pathway; adenylate cyclase-inhibiting G protein-coupled receptor signaling pathway. Lineage: Eukaryota; Metazoa; Chordata; Actinopteri; Gadiformes; Gadidae. The coding region runs from base 1365 to 2786 and encodes 473 amino acids. Gene Ontology annotation, molecular function: adenylate cyclase activity. The record is from RefSeq and is a predicted model, not a curated record. The transcript has 3 exons.